AUGAAUCAACCACCCAAAAAUGCCUAUCAACCAGGUACUCAAUUGACUGUGGGGUCUCACAAAAUCUCAAUAAUUAAGUACAUUUCUGCUGGAGGUUUUGCCCACGUUUAUACAUGUAAUAUUGAACCUGCUUUUAAUGGUUCAAAAGUAGCAUGUUUAAAAAGAGUAGUGGUACCAAGUAAAUGGCAAUUAUCAUUAUUGCGACAGGAAGUUGAUGCUAUGAGAAGAUUAAGAGGUAACAAACACAUUGUAUCAUAUAUUGACUCUCAUGCUUCAAGACUAGGAAAUGAUGAAGUUCAACAACAAUAUGAGGUAUUACUUUUAAUGGAAUAUUGUCAAAAUAAUGGUUUAAUAGAUUUCAUGAAUACUAGAUUAAGAAAUAAAUUAACAGAAAAGGAGAUCAUAGAUAUAAUGUAUCAAAUAACUAUUGGAGUAGCUAUGUGUCAUCAUUUAAGACCACCUUUGAUUCAUAGAGAUAUUAAAAUAGAAAACGUUUUAAUUGAUUCAAAUCAUAUCUACAAAUUAUGUGAUUUCGGAUCUUCAGUCAAUUACAUGCCAGCACCAAAAAACCCACAAGAGUUACAAUUAAUGCGAGACGACCUAAUGCAGCAUACUACUCCUCAAUAUCGAGCGCCAGAGAUGAUUGAUUUAACAAAAGGAUUUCCUAUUGAUGAUAAACUGGACAUUUGGGCAUUGGGAAUUUUCUUAUAUAAAUUAUGUUAUUACACAACACCAUUUGAACUGAACAGCUUACAAGAAAUGGAAAGAAAUAUAUUGAAUUGUUCAGAAACAUUAAGAUUUAAAGAGCAACCAGGACUGAUUUUCUCAAGGAGGUUAAAAAAUAUUAUUAAAGUUUGUUUGAGAGCUGACCCAAGAAGAAGACCAAAUGCACUUCAGUUACUUAGCGAAAUAAGUCAAAUGAGAGGGGAUGAAAGACCUCCUAAUGUCAUACCUUAUAGUGUUACGUCUCAACCAGCACCAACACCUGGUUUUGGUAGCAUAGACAAGUCUAAAUCCAGUAGUAACAUCACAAAUACCACGAUUAAAUCCUCACCAUUUGAACUGGAACCAAAGCCAAGUCGUCCAGUUAGUGCUUAUUUUGAUCAUGGAGUGAAUAAAAUAUAUUCACAAGGUAAUAAAUCAAGUCCAACUGUUCAAGCUUAUGUAAAACAAGAACUUGCCAAAGGAUAUGAAAGUACAGAUGUUGGUGACACCGAAAACACAUUGGAUUUUCUUAAAAGUAGAGACUCUACUCAUGAUAACGGUAUUAAAUCAGCUUGGAAUUCGUUAAGAAAAAUUAGCACAGGAAAUAGUAGUAUCAGUGCUAAUAGCACGGGGGAACUGAUGAAAAAGAAUAUUAAAAAGUUAUUAACAGGUAGUAAAGAAGAGAAAGAGAAUUCAAUUCAAAGAAGAAUGCAAUUAUUAAUGGAGCAGCAACAACAAAAUUUUAAAAAAACUGCUCAUGGAUAUGGCAAAUUUACUGAUAAAAAUGUUAUUGAUGAUAUUGAUUCUAUAAAUGCUAGACCAGCUAACAGAAAUAAGAAAACAUCACCACCACCUAAUACCAAACCCAAAAAUUCAACAUCUUCAUCAACAAAUCACAAAGUUAAACAUACUGCUUCACAACAUAAAAAACUAUCACCUCCAAAAGUGCCGGUCAACCUAUCUUCAAAAAAGAAACCACCCCCACCAGUUAAACCCAAGCCCAAAUCAUUACAAAGUCGAAGAUUAUCUACAGGAAGUGGUGAUUUUACAAUUCCUGAUAUUGAUGAUUUAGAGAAAAGUUUUCAAAAAAGAUUUCCAAAUUAUGUAUAG
Messenger RNA from Lodderomyces pseudojiufengensis, 1815 nucleotides. RefSeq names its product serine/threonine protein kinase (gene PRK1). Gene Ontology annotation, molecular function: protein serine/threonine kinase activity; ATP binding. Gene Ontology annotation, cellular component: cytoplasm. Gene Ontology annotation, biological process: actin filament organization; protein autophosphorylation; peptidyl-threonine phosphorylation. NCBI's taxonomy places the organism in Eukaryota, Fungi, Ascomycota, Pichiomycetes, Serinales, Debaryomycetaceae. The transcript has a single exon. The record is from RefSeq and is a predicted model, not a curated record. The coding region runs from base 1 to 1815 and encodes 604 amino acids.